GCAAACAGACACCAGAGAAAGACGAGAGAGAAAAAAUAUGACAGAUCAUUGCGAUCGUGUGUAGAUGAUUGUUGCUCGUGAAGAAUAUAAGCGCCUCUAGAGUCUUUAAAUAAAACUUAACUUAACUUACGAUUCUCUUUUAAUUACAAUACAUACAAGUAAGAUAUAAAAAGAGUAUUUAACGUAAUAAAACAGUUAUAAAAGUGAGAGUAAGAGAGAGCGCAACAUCAUCGUGAUUGUUGGGCCGAUCAUCAACAUCGUCAUUAUUUGAAAAGAGUCCUUCAAUCCCGUUUUUACUUUUUUUUUUUUAAUUUUUUCUCUGGAUAUUUUUAUACGGUACAUAAACACUGUUGUAAAAGUUUUUUAAUCGUGGCAAAGAUAUUUAGUCUUAUCUUUUAAAUUUUAUAAAAAUGGGGGACGUCAUAGAUUGCAAUUUUCCUGUAUGGGGCCUUUUGCCGAAAAAAGAAACUGGAGUUAAUCAAUUUCUUAUUAAAUAUCCAGAAUACGAUGGUCGUGGUACCGUUAUUGCUAUUUUUGAUUCUGGAAUUGAUCCUGGUGCUCCAGGAUUGCAGGUGACAAGUGAUGGAAAACCGAAAAUUUUAGCACGCUUUGACUGCAGUGGUGACGGAGAUGUUGAUACAAGUACUGUAGUACAAUCAGAGGAAGGCUUUAUAACUGGUAUUACUGGACGUAAGCUAAAGAUACCAUUUAAUUGGACAAAUCCAACUGGUAAUUAUCAUAUUGGUGUUAAAGAGGCCUACCGUCUAUAUCCUACAAAGUUACGUGAAAAAAUAUCCGCUGAACGUAAGAAAAAAUAUUGGGAUGAUGGUCAUAAGUCAGCAUUAGCUGAGGCAACGCGAAAGCUUCAGGAGUUUGAGGCGAGUCAUCCUAAUCCAACGAGUGUAGAAGAUAAGUUGGUCAAAGAAGAGUUGGAAACAAGAGUUGAAGUGUUGCAAAAUGGAGAAAAAAAAUAUCAUGAUGCAGGUCCAACAUAUGACUGCGUUGUUUAUCACGAUGGACAACAGUGGAGGGUGUGUAUUGAUACAUCUGAGGAAGGUAAUUUGGAGGCAGGAAUUCAUCUCGGUGAAUAUUCACUUACCCAUGAGUAUGCUCCUUUGACUCAGCAAGAUCAAUUGAAUAUUUCUGUUAAUAUUCACGAUGAAGGCAAUACUCUUGAAAUCGUAGGAAUAUGCGCAAGUCACGGAACGCACGUAGCGUCAAUAGCUGCGGCGAAUUUUCCUGAUAAUAAAGAGCUAAAUGGAGUAGCACCGGGUGCUCAAAUAAUAUCCCUAACGAUCGGCGAUAACCGUAUAGACCCAAUGGAAACUGGAACAGCUUUAGUCCGCGCAAUGAUUUGGAUAAUGCAAAAUAAAAUAAAAGUCCAUGUGAUAAAUAUGAGCUAUGGCGAACAGGUGCACUGGAGUAAUUCCGGGCGUAUAUUUGAUUUAAUGAACGAGGUAGUUGACAAGUACGGAGUAACAUGGGUUGCAGCUGCUGGUAAUUUCGGACCAGCUUUGUGUACCAUUGGAACACCGCCUGAUAUUAAUUCAACAAACAUUAUCAGCGUGGGAGCUUACGUAUCGCCGGAUAUGAUGGUAGCCGAGUACUCGUUGCGUGAAAAGAUGCCGGGUAUGCCCUACACAUGGUCGUCUCGCGGUCCGAUGGUUGACGGAGGUACUGGUAUCACGUUAUGCGCUCCAGGAGGUGCAAUUACCAGCGUGCCCAACUUUACAUUGAGAAAAAGCCAAUUGAUGAACGGGACCAGCAUGGCCAGUCCCCACGUAGCUGGGGCAAUUGCUCUGUUAAUCUCAGGUCUUCAUGAUAAACACUGUCCUUACUCUCCAUAUAGUAUAAAACGUGCUCUAGAGAACACAGCUUUAUACAUAGACACCCUUGACUCAUUUGCUCAAGGCUCUGGGCUUUUGCAAGUUGAACGGGCGUUUGAGAAUCUUGUCGCCAACUGCAAAGCAAUUGAGUGUGACGUCAGAUUUGCAAUUAACUGUGGUGUUAACAACUCCAAGGGUAUUCACUUAAGAUCUGGCGUAAUCGACCGUCCGAAAGAUUGUGCAAUAACUGUUGAACCUAUAUUCCUAGACACUGAAAAUGUCGACGCAACCCGUAAAAUAAAUUUCAAUUUACGAUUAUCGCUAGUAUGUGACGCUGCUUGGGUACAAUUUCCUUCUCACUUUGAAUUAAUGCAUAUGUCACGUGCCUUUACCGUUCGUAUUGACGGUGUUAAACUACCAGAAGGUGUUCAUGCGACAAAUAUACGUGCCUAUGACGUUGAAAAUGUCGAAAAAGGUCCAGUAUUUUCAAUACCUAUUACUGUCGUUCAGCCAUUGGCAAUACAAAAAUCAAUGAAUUUACCAGAUCUUCACUACUCACGUGUUCUCUUCAAAGCAAACACCAUUGUAAGGCACUUUAUUUUGGUGCCUGAAGAUGCUACUUGGGCUGUGCUGAAAAUAAAAAGCACUGACAAAGAAAAGACUGGUAGGUUUGCUGUUCAGACAGUACAAUUGAAACCACGCUUAGCUUGUCGCACGCUUCAUACUAAUAAAAUGAUAAAUGUCACCUCACAAUCGGAAUCUGUCCAAGGAUUUUCCGUCCAGGCUGGUCUUGUAGUUGAAGUUGUUAUUGCUAAAUAUUGGGCCAAUCUUGGUGAAAUACACGUUGAUUAUUCUAUUGAAUUUCACGGUAUUCAUAUAGUAGAUAGCAAUCUCACAAUGCAAUCUGGUGAUGGCAUCCAUCGUAUGGAAUUACGCAGUAGCUUGAGAAAUGAGGAUAUUGUACCGAAUGUUACAUUAAAAUCAAUUGUUCAGGUAUUAAGACCAACUGAUUAUAAAAUAUCACCGCUUGGUGCACGUGACGUAAUACCACCCGCUCGUCAAAUUUAUGAAUUGCAAUUGACGUACACAUUCCACAUUGCCAAAGCUACUGAGGUAACACCAAAUGCCGCUUAUUUGAGUGACUUACUCUAUGAAAGCGAGUAUGAAAGCCAAUUGUGGAUGCUUUAUGACUGUAAUAAACAUCUCAUUUUUUCUGGUGACGCUUUUCCUUGGAAGUACACUGUUAAAAAAUUAGAAAAAGGCGACUAUACAUUAAAAAUGCAUGUACGUCACGAAAAGAAAGAUUUAUUAGAACGAUUGACAGAAAUGGCAAUACUGUUAAGUCAAAAAUUAAGCUCGCCUGUUAGUUUAGAUGUUUAUGCCAAUCAUUCGCAAGCUAUUGUCGGUGGAAAAAAAAUGGUGGCUGCUACUGUGCCACCAGGACAUAUUCUUCCAGUUUAUAUCGCUCCAAUGAACAAUGAAAGCAACAAUGAAGACAAAAUAUCAAAAGCUGCUACCUUGGGAACUUACCUUCAAGGAGCAGUAACUUUCUGUAAAGAUGAUGCACGUAAAAAAGUUGACUGUUAUACAUUCAAGUACGUACUCUCAGAGCCAGCUAAAAAAAGUCCGGCAGUAGUUAAGCCAGAUGAUGAAAAGGUCAGCAAAUGGGAGGAAUAUCAAGAUACUCUGCGAGAUAUUAAGUGUACAUGGCUCGCUAAAUUAGCGCCAUCAAUAAAGGCAACUGAACAUGCAACAGCUUUGUACAAUGAAUUAAGAACAUCAUACCCUGAGCAUUUACCAGUACACACUGCCAUGUUGACAUCGUUAGACUCGCCAGAAGCGCGACGUCUUCUUCCUCACGAUGAUCUCUCAGAAAGUGCCAUUAAUUUUGCUGACCAAAUGAUUGACGUCGCAGACAAAGUAAUCACAGCUAUCGAGCAAGAAAAAUUACUUGCCUUUUAUGGUAUGAAACACGAUCAACGACCAGAUGCUAUGAAGAUAAAAUCAACCAUGGACAAACAAAAGAAUCUUUUAAUUGAAGCAUUUGUUAAGAAAGGUUGCGCUUAUGCACGAUUAUAUAUUCAUGCGAGAAAACGCGGUGAAACUGAAGCUGCAAUGCAUCUUGCUACAGUAACGCAAAUUUGGAACGAUGUACAAAAGUAUGCCGAGCCAACGGAUAGCAAAGUUUUAAUUUUAUCACUAUGGCAUGCACAUAUUAAUAAACAUUAUGGGCGUUAUCUAAAGCUGUUGACUCGUUACUACGAAGAAAAACCAGUAAGAGAUAUUGAUGAGAAGUUUAUUGAAAUUACAAGGACUGUUGGUUGGGAUCACUGGGCACGUUAUUUAACAACGAGCUUACCUACACGAUAUCCAAAAGCAUACAGACCGUUUUAAUUAAUUAAAUAUAAAUAAAAUGAAAGUGCUUAUUUUUAUUAUACGAAUAAUUUAAACUUCUUUUUUUUCGGUGCAAGUGCAGUGAUAUUAGUAAACUCCGUUAUUCUCACUGAUAUAUUUUAUUAAAAAAUAAUAUCGACUACGUGCUAAUUAAAAUAAGCUCAAAUUAACUCGAAUUUUAUAUAAGAAUUUUUGCAAUUAUUAAGAUUUUUUUUCUUCGCAUAAUAUACAUAUGGCAAUCACUUUUUACUAUAUUUUAAAAAACGAAUCAUGGAUUUUGAUGAAAACUUAAUAUUUUACCGUCUAAUGACGGCAUUAUAUAUAUAUUAUGUACUGAUAAUACUUAAAAAUACUUAAGACGGUUUAUUCUGGACGUAUAUGCGACUUUAACUUUUUACAUACUUAAUUUACAUAUUUCAAAGUGUCUUGUAUUUUAAAUUGCUCAUGUAUAGUUUAUGUGAACAUGGACCGUGAGUUAAGUAUAAAUGCAACUUGUUUUAAAACCAUGUAAUACAACGUAUUGACAACGCGUGAUUAAAUUUAAAUUUUAUGUCCUAAAUAAAUAAAUGAAUUAUUGUAUGAUUGUCUUACUAAUUAAGUGACGAUAAAUAAAAUAUAAAAAUUGAAAUAUA
Cotesia glomerata is the source of this 4852-nucleotide messenger RNA. Its product is annotated as tripeptidyl-peptidase 2. Lineage: Eukaryota; Metazoa; Arthropoda; Insecta; Hymenoptera; Braconidae. Gene Ontology annotation, biological process: proteolysis. Gene Ontology annotation, molecular function: serine-type endopeptidase activity; tripeptidyl-peptidase activity. The transcript is spliced from 12 exons. Gene Ontology annotation, cellular component: cytosol. The coding region runs from base 411 to 4220 and encodes 1269 amino acids. The record is from RefSeq and is a predicted model, not a curated record.